UGCUUGCAUCGCAUUCGUCUCUGUGUCGUGAAGUUGGGUGUAACGCCAAGUCGUCGGCGAAUUAAAUCCGCCGAAUUCAUCGAAUUAUAUCUUCAAAAACAGACAAAUUUUCCGCCUGAAAAAUGACCUGGGGCUUUGUCACUUGCGGACCCAACGAGGCGUUGGUUAUCUCAGGAUGCUGCUACAGUAAACCUUUGCUAGUUCCUGGUGGUAGAGCAUUUAUUUGGCCAUCAAUACAGAGGAUACAGAGAAUAUCCCUUAACACAAUGACUCUCCAAGUGGACAGCCCCACUGUGUACACUAGCCAAGGAGUGCCAAUAUCUGUAACUGGAAUAGCGCAAGUAAAAAUUCAAGGCCAAAAUGAGGAAAUGCUCUUAGCAGCUUGCGAGCAGUUUCUCGACAAAAAUGAAAGCGAAAUUCAGCAUAUUGCUUUAGUAACAUUGGAAGGUCACCAGAGGGCCAUAAUGGGCUCCAUGACUGUAGAAGAGAUCUACAAGGACCGCAAAAAGUUUAGCAAGCAAGUUUUUGAGGUCGCUUCUUCGGAUCUAGUCAACAUGGGCAUCACAGUUGUUUCUUACACUUUGAAGGACAUCAGGGAUGAGGAGGGAUACCUCAAAAGCCUCGGCAUGGCGAGGACGGCCGAGGUGAAACGAGACGCGCGCAUCGGCGAAGCGGAAGCCAGAUGCGACGCGCAAAUCAAGGAGGCCAUCGCCGAGGAGCAGCGCAUGGCCUCCGUGUUCCUGAACGACACGGAGAUCGCCAAGGCGCGCCGCGAUUUCGAGCUAAAAAAAGCCGCCUACGACGUCGAGGUGCAGACGAAGAGCGCCGAGGCGGAGAUGGCGUACGAGCUGCAGGCGGCGAAGACGAAGCAGCGCAUCAAGGAGGAGCAGAUGCAGAUCCAGGUGGUGGAGCGCACGCAGCAGAUCGCCGUGCAGGACCAGGAGAUCUCGAGGCGCGAGAGGGAACUCGAGGCCACGAUCAGGCGGCCGGCCGAGGCCGAGAAGUACAGGCUGGAGAAGAUCGCCGAGGCCAACAACAAGAGGAUUUUGCUGGAGGCCGAGGCUGAGGCCGAGGCGUUGAGGCUGAAGGGCGAGGCCGAGGCGUUCGCUAUUGAGGCUAAGGCUAAAGCCGAAGCCGAGCAGAUGGCCAAGAAGGCCGAGGCUUGGAAGGAGUACAAGGACGCCGCCAUGAUCGAUAUGUUCUUGGAUGUGUUGCCUAAGGUGGCGGCCGAGGUGGCAGCUCCUCUUUCGCAAGCCAAGAAGAUCACGAUGGUUUCUACCGGUUCCGGCGAGGUGGGGGCGGCAAAAUUGACCGGCGAGGUUUUGGAUAUCGUCAAUAGGGUGCCGGCUCUCGUCAAAACGAUGACCGGCGUGGACAUAUCCAAAGUAAGUCUUAACCGGCAAUCCAGCAAGCUAACCGCUUAGUAAGAGUAGUUGCGGUAGAUGGCGCGCAACAAUUUUUUUACGUUUACGUUUUCUAGUCCGUGCACGCAGCAUAGAGCGAGGGAAGUUGGGCCGAAAAUUUGUACUGCACAUACAUUUGAGCCUUACAGCCAUGCCUAGCAAAGUGUCGACUGUAUUUUACUAAACUAACGCGUUCAAGGUCCAAAUAUUCUUAUUAGAUACUACUUACUCGUUUUAUCUACUUAUAUGAAAAUUAUAAUCUCAAUUUUAGAUCUAAAUGUUGGUUUCUUAUGAUAUUGACUUCAAAUAUAAGCCUUACCCAAAUGUAAAUGUCUAUUUUUAAACAUAAUUAUGUACCGUAUUUUGUAUGAUACGCUAUGUUGUCUUCUUCAUUUUUAUUUUUGUUGAUUACCUGUGUUUUUGUUUUUAUUAUAAAAAGUAUUUUAUAUAAAUAAAAAUUAUAUUUAA
Messenger RNA from Brassicogethes aeneus, 1871 nucleotides. The record is from the annotation of a GenBank genome assembly. Lineage: Eukaryota; Metazoa; Arthropoda; Insecta; Coleoptera; Nitidulidae.